Messenger RNA from Durio zibethinus, 709 nucleotides. RefSeq names its product large ribosomal subunit protein eL30. Gene Ontology annotation, molecular function: structural constituent of ribosome; RNA binding. Lineage: Eukaryota; Viridiplantae; Streptophyta; Magnoliopsida; Malvales; Malvaceae. Gene Ontology annotation, cellular component: cytosolic large ribosomal subunit. The record is from RefSeq and is a predicted model, not a curated record.
UCAGGAAUCAAUACAUUUGUUUCGAUUUUAGGGUUUCUUUCUAGUGGUCAACCAAUUCGUAUUUUCCGCAGCCAGUCCCAGCCCCCGUCUUCGCGAAGCUAUCAUAUCCUCGGACGACAAUGGUUGCCGCCAAGAAGACCAAGAAGACUCAUGAGAGCAUUAACAACAGAUUGGCUCUCGUUAUGAAGAGUGGGAAAUACACCUUGGGUUACAAGACUGUUCUCAAAUCUCUCAGAAGCUCCAAAGGUAAGUUAAUUAUCAUUGCCAACAACUGCCCUCCUCUUAGGAAGUCGGAGAUUGAAUAUUAUGCCAUGUUGUGCAAGGUUGGAGUUCACCACUACAAUGGAAACAAUGUAGACUUGGGCACUGCUUGCGGCAAAUAUUUCAGAGUGUGCUGCCUCAGCAUUAUUGACCCUGGUGACUCUGAUAUUAUUAAGAGCAUGCCCGGGGAUCACUAAGCUACAUAUUCCUAGGUUUUGUUUCUAUUUUUCGAUAUUUAGAAACAUUGAUGUUAAAGAGAACUUAUUCUGAAAUUCAGAACUUUCUUUGUAGCCGGUCCGGAUGUUUGAUGUGGGACAGAGAUGUUAUUGGCCCAUGUACUAGGGAUUUUGUGAGUGGAUUUCGUUUAAGAUUAUUACUUUUUUCUAAAUCAUUUUGCAGUUCUAUAUUUCAUUUGGAUGUUGAAUCUAUCUUGCCAUCAAUUUAGCCA